Lytechinus pictus (painted urchin) is the source of this 3615-nucleotide messenger RNA. RefSeq names its product tubulin polymerization-promoting protein family member 2-like. Gene Ontology annotation, molecular function: tubulin binding. Lineage: Eukaryota; Metazoa; Echinodermata; Echinoidea; Temnopleuroida; Toxopneustidae. The record is from RefSeq and is a predicted model, not a curated record. The transcript is spliced from 4 exons. Gene Ontology annotation, cellular component: microtubule. Bases 584 to 1114 code for a protein of 176 amino acids. Gene Ontology annotation, biological process: positive regulation of protein polymerization; microtubule polymerization; microtubule bundle formation.
GCAGCAACAGCCGAUGAUACACGCGGCAUCCUAUUCCAAUUCUGAACUUCAUCUUGGCGCGUAAUACAAGGAAACGUGCGUCUGUAUCACAGACAUAGAUAUAUAUUUCUAUGGUAUUGACAUACCUUGGGGGAAAAUACACGCGGAAAUACGAUUCGAUGGCUUAAUAGCAACACAACGAUAAAAGAAGAGAUUGGAUAUUGUUUUUAAGUCAAUGUCGUCAAAGGUGCCUUUCUUUCGUUGCAUUCGAUCGUCGUGUUUUUCAAUCUGGUUCAAUUAGUUUCUCGACACAGAACUGUUAUUAUCGUCGACCAAUCAUAAUCAAGACAAGUGAGAUCCAGCCUAUAUGCCUUUUUUACACACACUUGGAAAAUACUAUAUCGAUGUCCAUAUACUAAAAUCUCUUCAUCGACAAAUUAAGCUUAAUUCUUAAUAUCUGAACGACUUAAUUAGGAAGUUGUGCUUUCAUCGUAUAACGCACCAUUGAAUAGGAAGACAUAGGGAUAAACAAACAAGACAUCGAGAGCUUGAAAGUGAUAGCAUAGCUUGCAUUCUCAGCCGGAUAUUAAAGUCUACCAUUUUCAUGUCUGCUGAGGUGAGCGGAAAGGAGAAGAUGACCUUGAAAGGGGUCUUCCAGAAGUAUGCUGCCUUUGGGCGUCCUGGACAGAGUAAAGAUAUCACCAGUAAGAACUUCUCCAAGAUGAUGAAAGAAUGUGACAUCAUGGAUAAGAAGGUUAACCAGACAGAGAUCGAUAUCAUAUUUACAAGAGCUAAGGCCAGUCCUGGAUUGAAAGUGCUGACAUACGACAAGUUUCUGACGAGUCUGAAAAUGAUCGCCAAGUCCAAGUACGGAUCGGACGAUGAAGAACACUUUGAAAAGAUCAAAAACCAAAUCAGAUUGUCAUCAGGACCAAGUACAGCCGGAACAACGAGUACAUCAACAACCGGGAAAGUUGAACAUUUCACUGACGUCUCAAAGUACACCGGACUUCAUCGGGAACGCUUUGAGAAAGACGGUACCGGGAAAGGGAAAGCAGGUCGGGAAUAUUUGGUCGACAACUCGGGUUACGUCACAGGCUACAAAGGGAAAAACACGUUUGACGAGAAAGAGUAAUGUUUUCCAAGUCCCGCUCCCCUAACAUACAUAGUAUAUUUGUAAGAAUUCACCUUGUUUUCUGCUUUCGAACCGACGGGCAGCUUUAAAAGAGUUAAUCUGUUUAAUUUGAUCAUAGACGCGGUUCGACUGAGAUUUGGAAAGUUUGAAACAACAGGUUGCAUGAUCUAUAAGGUCGAGGGCCAUGUGAUGUGAUUCCCGCUGCCGCGAUGAUCAAUUCGAUCAAUCCCGAUCAACCCUGAUCAUUCACGAUCAAGAUUAUCUUCGGCCUGAUCGGUUUUGCUCGACAAGGCCACCUAGUCUCCUACCGACAAGGUGAUCGGGAACAAUCGACCAUGAUCGGUAUCAGUCGACCUUGAUCAACAUCGCUCGUUCACCCGAAGAUUUAGAACGUGUCCAAUGCACUUGAAUAGGGAGCCGAGCUUUGCGUCGAUCAAAGAUAGAUUGACAUAGAUCAGGGUCAGAGCUAGACCGAUCUUGCCCGAAAUAUUUUCGACAGGCUAGCUUGAUCGAGUUUGAACCUUGCAAUUCUGAAAAUGGCAUCGCUCUCUAAGCCUCUCUCCAAAAUCGUUUUAAUUCCAUCCCAGGCAAUUCAUGGAUAUAGAAACACACCCCUACUUUGUUUCAUUACAUCAGUGUGAAAACUAAAAGAAAGAUUGCAAUUUGAUGUACGAGAUUGUAUAGACUAUGCAUAUGUUCAUCUUCUAGAUUCAUGAUAACAUAUAGGGAAUAAUAUAUAUUUUUAUCUGAGGCUUAUAUAUUUUAGAUCUACAUCCGAAGAGAUUGAACUGUUUUAUAAAUGUAAUGACAUAAGGUUCUAGAAAGUGUACAGUAUUAUUGGGUGCUAUUUCAUCGACACAAAUACAUCAAAUCUGUCUUUCAAAUGUGAUGCAUUUCUCUUGACACUGCAGUAAGUUUUAGAUGAUUGCUCGAUGAUUGUUGAAAUAACCAAAAUUAAUUAAAUGUAUAUGAGAAAAAAAAUCAUGAUGACAGGUAAAUUUUAUCAUAGUGCCCCGAGGUUUAUGUUCUCCACAUAUUAAUGUUAUGCAAAUUAAUUUCCCCUUUUGUUCUUAAACGUAAUUUUUUGUUUGAAACAUAUUCCUAACAAAAUAUACCGUCAUAUUUGACUAGAACUCUGAAAUAAAUGAUUUUUUUUCUUUGUUUUUAUACAUCUUAAUGAUCACAAAAAUCGUGUCUUAGGUUACCUCAUAUUCAGUAAAAAAGGAAACUACAAAUGGGUAUUUUCAUAUAACUUUUAUAUAACAUAUACAUAUCAAUUAUUUCUACUGAAUAUAUAUUUUUAUAUUAGAACUCCUAUUCUACAGAAAAAGCAUCAAAUUUGACGAUCUGCAACCAAGGAACUGCGAUUUGUAUUGUUGUUUGAAUUUUGAUUUUCUUUGAUGAAGAUAUAAAUACUAUUAUUCCAACAACAAGUUUGUAUAAGAACGGGGUGAAUUUAAUCAUGUACAUGUAAUCAUGUAAAAUGAGAAAGUGAUUGCAUUUUUAUUUUUUGCUUAGUUACACAAAAUAUUUGGAAGCCACCAUAUCACACACUCCAAAUUCAAUUCGUAUUUCAUUGUAUGAAUUAAAAUAAUAGUAAUAAUGAUAAUAUGAACAUAAUUUAUUAAUCUGUCAAUACUCAAUAUAGAAGCUCUUCUCUGAAUGACAUUAAAUUAUAAUAAUAUGAAUGUUACAUUUUCAAGAGGGAGCCCGAACCAUAUUUCACAUUAUUGAAGUCAAAUUGUAAUUUAUGAAAUUUCAUACGCAAAAAAUACAAAACGAAUGGCGAGUGCGUGACAUCGUCAGCUCCAUAAUUUUGUUUCAAUGCAUAUCAUAUCUCAAAAGAUCCAAAACUAAAGUUUUCUCAUGUCUGAUAAGAUUUCAGUAUACAGUAGUGUAUAGUAUUUCUGUUUGUUUUUUUUAAACAAGGGCAGCACCAGGGUUUUUCGAUGGGGGAGUGGCAAAUGACCUAAAGCUGACCUGUUUUUCUCAAUAGGAGGUAUUAUAAUUAUAGUUUUAAAAAAAGCCCCCAAAACAUCUAAUCCUCUUUUUCUUUUUCCGCUUCUUCUGUUAUUCCUCCUAUUUCUCUUAUUUCUUUUAUCUACUUUCCACUACUUUGAAAAAUCACAGGGGCGCCCCCCGCCCUCUUUGGCUCCGCCCCUGAUUCAAAAUAACCUGUUGCUUGCAGGGUGAACCAACCCCUGAGCCUGCAAUGAACAAGAAAAUGUGCAUGUUUGUUUAUAGAAGAAUAUAGGCCUCAUAACAUGUCUAUCAUACCUUUAGAAUCUCAUAAUAAUGCAACUUUGUCUGCAAUUGUAGGCCCUAUAUCAUAUUAUAUAUAUUAAUAGAUACCAGUAAUUUGUCAGAAGAGGUAUACUUGACAAUUUUGUUUGAGUUGCUAAGUAGGUAGUUUUGUAAGGAGAGUAUUAUAAUAGACCUUGCCAUGUAUAUAUAUAUAUAUAUGAAAUAAAUGCAUGUAACCUUUCUACGUUGAACUGUAA